AUUUUUAAUGGCAGUAUGACUAAGAGUUGUCAGUGGAAUCAGCUUUCAUUACGACGUUUUUCUAUCAUGGCGUCCGCCGUCGGUAGGAUUUGUGGGGCACGUCUUUUGAAAAAUUAUGGCUUAGUGGCACCCCAGGUUUGUCAGCUGUCCACCGGCGCCCAAGGAUGGACAAAGAACAGAAAACUGUGGCUCUCAACAGUAGGAGUAGUUGGAUCUGGUGUUGGUGCACUGCUGUUUGCUCUUGAACAGUCAGUCCAGGCUUCAGGAUCAGAAGCCCAUGCACCUCACCAACCUUGGAGUCACGACGGAUGGUUCAAAUCAUUAGACCAUGCUAGUGUUCGCCGAGGCUACGAAGUGUACAAGCAAGUGUGCAGAGCCUGCCACUCUCUGCAGUACAUUGCCUUCCGAAACCUCGUCAAUGUAACCCACACUGAAGAAGAGGCGAAGGCUGAAGCCGCUGAAGCAAUGAUUAAGGAUGGCCCCGAUGAGGAGGGUAACUACUUCGAGAGGCCAGGCAAGUUGUCUGACUACCUCCCGUCGCCGUACCCCAACGAGAAUGCUGCUCGAGCAGCUAACAACGGUGCCUAUCCUCCCGAUCUGUCGCUGAUCUGCUCGGGUCGUAAGGGUGGAGAAGACUACAUAUUCGCUCUACUCACUGGCUACAUGGACGCUCCCGCUGGCGUGGUGCUCCGUGAAGGACAGAACUACAACCCGUACUUCCCCGGCGGUGCUAUUUCGAUGGCCCAAGUACUUUUCGACGAGGCCGCUGAGUACAGCGACGGUACGCCUGCGACGGCCUCGCAGCUAGCCAAGGACGUGGCGACGUUCCUCCGAUGGUGCUCAGAGCCGGAGCUAGACGACAGGCGACUCAUGACCAUCAAGGCCAUCGGCAUGUUCUCCAUGCUGGCCGCUGUCGCCUACUACUUCAAACGACACAAGUGGUCCACACUCAAGUCUAGAAAGCUAGCCUACAAACCCGUCUCUAAGAAAUAAACCGCCACCAAAACAACAGUAGUAUAAACAAACGUUUUAGACAAUUUUUUUUCGAUAGGCACAGUAACAUGUUAUUUGUUUAUAUUAUUAAAUUAAUUUAUUUUAUAUUUGAUCGCGUUUAUUUCUUUCCUCAAGUUUCGUAAUCAUGUUGCUUCGUCGUGACCGCUGUUACCAUACGUAUAAGGGGUACGCAUCGUGUGGUGAUAGGAGACUAGCCUCGGGGUGCGCUACUGUGUAAUAAUAAUAUUGAUUGAUAGAGCAUUUCGUCAUCGCGUAUGUUGGAUGAUGUAGCACAGUGAAAUUACUUAAAUCUAGGUAAUCCGAUUAUAACUGUGCUUGUGAUUUUCCAUUAAAGUUAUAACUGUGAAUCAGUGUACAGUUGAAUAAAUGAGUUAUUGAAAAUCAGA
Molecule: messenger RNA, 1400 nt
Organism: Spodoptera litura
Lineage: Eukaryota; Metazoa; Arthropoda; Insecta; Lepidoptera; Noctuidae
Gene: Cyt-c1
Product: Cytochrome c1
Biological process (GO): mitochondrial electron transport, ubiquinol to cytochrome c
Cellular component (GO): respiratory chain complex III
Molecular function (GO): heme binding; electron transfer activity
Source: RefSeq, a predicted model, not a curated record